Messenger RNA from Cynara cardunculus var. scolymus (artichoke), 415 nucleotides. Its product is annotated as monothiol glutaredoxin-S2-like. The record is from RefSeq and is a predicted model, not a curated record. The transcript has a single exon. Lineage: Eukaryota; Viridiplantae; Streptophyta; Magnoliopsida; Asterales; Asteraceae. Bases 82 to 393 code for a protein of 103 amino acids.
AAAUCAUAUACUCUUAUAUAUAUAUAUAUAUAUAUAUACUCUUUCACAAACAACUUUAAAACAAAACGUUUACUUUCCGAAAUGGAUAUGGUGACGAGAAUGGCGUCAGAGAAACCGGUGGUGAUAUUCAGUAAAAGUUCGUGUUCAAUGUGCCAUACGAUAAAGUCUCUCCUUUUGGAAUUUGGAGUAAACCCGACCAUCUAUGAACUAGAUGAGAUCUCCAAAGGUCGGGAAAUCGAGCAAGCCCUUUUGAUAGUUGUACAGAACCCUAUGGUCGUCCCUGCUGUGUUCAUAGGAGGUCAAUUUGUUGGUGGAGCCAAUGAGAUUAUUAGCCUUCACCUUCAGCAAGCUCUGCAACCUAUGCUCAAAGAUGCCGGAGCUCUUUGGGUGUGACCAGCCCUUGAAUAUAUAUAUA